Molecule: messenger RNA, 2355 nt
Organism: Ixodes scapularis (black-legged tick)
Lineage: Eukaryota; Metazoa; Arthropoda; Arachnida; Ixodida; Ixodidae
Gene: Not10
Product: CCR4-NOT transcription complex subunit 10
Exons: 1
Coding region: 253-2295 (680 amino acids)
Biological process (GO): mRNA catabolic process; negative regulation of translation
Cellular component (GO): CCR4-NOT complex
Molecular function (GO): protein binding
Source: RefSeq, a predicted model, not a curated record
ACCCCCCCUGCUGCCUCGGUUGGCCUCGGUUGCAUCGACCUCCGCCGCAAAUACAACAGCCAGGAAUAGCCAACAAAAUCCAGCCAACCAUUACAUUGUAAACAUACGCGUCGUCGUGUUCGUAGGCGGGUGUUGGGUUGUCGCGUGUGUUCGCGAAGAACUUCUACUAACGCCUACUGUUGUCGCCUAACGCGCGAAAAACUAAAGACCGGGUACGUUCCCGAGAACGCUUAACACGCUUAUCGUUCUACCAUGUCCGACAAAGAGGCGAACGGGGACGGCGGCAAGCCGGUGGAAAGCGCCCCGACGGCCGCCCCUUCAGCCGUGGUCGUGUCCGAGCAAGAGAAACAGCUGGCAGCCACGGCCACAGCCGAGUUCAAUGCGGGCAGGUACGCCUCCUGCAUCGAAGCCCUAGACAAGCUGAGGGCCCUUCGCCCGACGGAUGGCAAGGUGGCGCACAACCGAGCGAUCGCCCGCUUCUACGCCUCCGGCAAGAAGAACAGCGAGGAGCUGGCCCAGGAUAUGACCGAGGUCGCCUCCCUGCUGCACGUGAACCUGGCAAGCCCGGACAGCCUAGACGACGUGGACCAGUGUGUGCCCUUCUUUAACCACGCCGUGUCCCUGUACCACGCGCAGCAGUACCGCAAGGCCGUCGCCAUCCUCGACCGACUGUUCCAGUUCAUCGAGCCGCUCGACGAGUCGGUGACUCGCAAGAUCUGCUUCCUCUAUAUCGAGCUGUGCCUGUGCCUCAAGCAGCCCGAGAAGGUGCUCGGCCUGAUCGCGUACGCCGAGAGCCUGGUGUUCGGCAGCAGGGCCGCCGCCGCCGCCGCCGGGGAAACUGCGUCGCCCUUGGAGAAGGACGAGGAGCCCCGGGAGCCGGCCAAGCUGGGCGCCCACUGGACGCGUCUGCAGCAGUACAAGACGCGUUGCUUUAUGCUGCUGCGCUCGACCAAGGCGAGCAAGCGUGAGAUCAAGAGCCUUGUAAACUCGGGAGCCCCGACCAGCCAGACGGUGUUCCUGCGGAGCCAGCUCGAGUUCAUGCGUGGCAACUACCGCAAGGCCGUGAAGGUGCUGUGCACGGCGCAGCUGCAGGGGGACCCCAAGGUCACGGCCAUGUACCACAACAACGUCGGUUGCGUGCACUUCUACACGGGCAAGCCGCACCUGGGCAGCUUCAGCUUCGACAAGGCGCUCCGGGCGUACCACGAGGGCGCCAAGGCCGGCGUCUUCGACAACCGAAUGUAUUACGAGCUCGUGUACAACCUGGGCGUGCAGAACCUGCACGCGGGCAGGUACGUGGCUGCCUUCGACUGCCUGGUGGAGGCGGUCCGGUUCCAGCCAACCAACGCGCGGCUCUGGCUCCGGAUCGCCGAGUGCUGCGUGUACCGUCACAAGUCGGACAACGCGGUAGACUUUCAGCUCAAGGAGCGCAAGCUGAACAUGGUCCGCGGCACGGUUGGCUCCGGACCGUACCGCAAGAUCGUGCUGGCGCCCUCCAUUUCUACUGACCGGUACGUGCCUGUGGGAUCGGACCAUUCUGCCGCGAUACCCGUGCCAACGCUCGAGUUCGCCACGCUUUGCUUGAAGAACGCCCUAUUACUUCUGCCCGAGACGGCCGCUCCAGAAACCGGCAGCUCCACCGGCGUUGCCGGUGGCGAUGACGCCGCACAACCGGGAAACGGAGGAGCCGCAGGUUCUGUCCAGACUCCGCCGCACGUCUUAGACGAAGUGGCGGCCCUGAGGAACUCUGCGCUUGCGCUUGCCGCGUAUGUUGCCCUGUGUCUGAAUGACGUAGUAAUAGCGCUGGAACACGCGGAAAGCCUGCUCUCGCAGCCGAGGAUAUCUGGCAUCCACAGUUUUCUGGGGCACCUCUACGCGGCCGAGGCACUUCUGCUCCUGGACCGGGUUCCAGACGCAGUAGAGCACCUGAACCCCGACCUCGUGACGGACCUCUCGUACGGGUUCCCGGGCGAAGCAGACGACAGCGGGAAUAACAAGGAUGGCAGCAAGCCGGCAACCCCGGAGGCUGAAGACAAGGCGUACCGGAAACCGUGGUACCCGGCGUCCACUUCUACCGCCAGAGUCAUCAGUUUGUACAACCUGGCCGUGGCGUACACGCUUCGAGGCGGUUUGAGCAAGGCCACCGAGACCUUGCGGUUGGUGAGCGCCAGUAAGGGGCAGGACCCUGAGAUUCCGGUGCAGGCACUCAUGCUCGCCAUCUAUGUUCAGCUGCAGCAAGGGCAUGCAGAUCUCGCCAAGUCCAUUAUCAAGCAGCACCUGCCGCAGUACAAGUAGCAAAGGGCAUGUCUGAAGUGACCACUGUUGGGGCGUGGAAUAAACAGUGUUUUGUCUGCC